This is a messenger RNA of Staurois parvus, 1067 nucleotides long. The record is from the annotation of a GenBank genome assembly. Lineage: Eukaryota; Metazoa; Chordata; Amphibia; Anura; Ranidae.
AUGAUCGAUCCCCCCACAUACAUGGAAGAAAGACUGAGGGAAGCAUCUGCUUUGGGGGACCUGGAAGAAGUGCAGAAACUGCUCAGCUCCGGGGGCGGACGUCAACUCCCAGAAUGAGAUCAACGGCUGGACCUGCCUUCACUGGGCUUGUAAACGCAAUCACCUUCACGUCGUGUCCUACCUGCUAGAAGCCGGGGCUGAUAAAGAGAUCUUCACCAACAAAGGAGAGAAAGCCGCUCAGCUCACCUCCAAGAGAGAAAUCAAGAGAGUUCUGGGAGUGGAGGAUUUAGAAGCGGAAGAAGUUAGGCCUGAACCCGAUUUAUCUUUUGUCCCGAAUUACCUCGCCAAUCCGCCUUUCCCGUACAGUUACACCCGCGACAGCGCUGCCAAGCAAGAGACCACCCCCGCAGCGUUCGCGGAAAAACGGAAACCCGCACAUCGCACCCGCCGCCACCCACCGCCAGCUUUCCUUUGCUAAGCAACGGCGUGGAAAACAUUCAACUGACUUCUUCCGUGAAGAAAGAGGACAAGUUCCCGGCUUUGUUUUACAACGGCGAAGUACAGAUCCCGCAAGAAUGUGCGCACUCUCGCCUGUACAGACUGGAUCCGUGUGCCAGACGCCGGUCUCCCAGAACCGCGGGAUGUUCUCGCCUGUUCCGUCUAAUCUUCCACACAGCGCCGCUCAUGGUGGACCUAUGCAAGUCUUUCAGCCGUUCUUCUUCACUGGAGCCUUCCCUUCCAACAUGAAAGAACUAGUCCUGAAAGUGAGAAUUCAGAGUAAUGCCCCUGGUGACAACGAUUUCAUCGAGGUGGAGAUGGACAGGGAGGCCCUGACCUACAGAGAGCUGCUCCGAGUCUGCUGCUAUGAGCUGGGCGUCAGUCCAGACAACGUGGAGAGAAUCCGCAAACUGCCGAACACUAUGCUCCGGAAGGAUAAAGAUGUUGCAAGGCUUCAGGAUUUCCAGGAGCUGGAACUGGUCCUGAAAUAUGACCACAGUCCCUUCAGAUCCGGGACACUGACUGAUAGACCAUGCUUCAACAAGAAGGCUUCACAGCUAACCUACUGA